AUUAUAGAUAAGAUUUCGAAGAGAAUGGUAUAAGCAAACACGGUUAUCAAUUAGUUCUAUUUGAUAUCGUUAAGAAAGUACACGACUAGGUGCAAUGCAAAUGUGUCUACAGUUAUAAAAAUGGGAAACUCUAAGUCGAAGAAGUCACAGAAAGAACCGGACAAAUUUUUUGAGCGUGCCCGAUGGAAGGAACACAAAAGUGAAGAAAAAAAGAAGCGAUUGGCAAAUCCUAUAAAUAAAAGAGUUGCCGCGAAAGAGCCACCGUUGAACCCUGCGCCCGAGCUUAAUGGUCCUUCGCUAGGGAGUUCCCCGCUCUCUGCCCCUGCGCAAGUUCGUUCAUACGACGAGGAUGCUUUGGAUCGAAUGCGAUAUCAAUUGAAUCACGACUCCGAUGCGUUUUUGUUGAAUAACAUCCUUUUGUCUGUGCAGUUCUUCGAAAAUUAUGAACGGGAAGUUCAGUUCCUGAAAAAUAAUCCUAUAAGUGAACGACAACACUUAAUGGACGCAGCGAUGGUCAGAUGUCACAAACACGUAUUUUUUGCUGAUAGAUUGCUUGAAUGUGUGCAAGAAUACGUCUGCUACCAGAAAAGAAGAGACCUUUUACAACCACUAGCGGCACCAAGGUUGUUUAUCAUAUACGAUAAUGUAGAGGCCAGUGAACCCGGAGACACUUCUGAUUAUAGUGCUGUUCUAGAUGCGCCAUUUUAUAAACUACGUAUCGAAGACACUAAAGAGGCGGGCUUUGUCAAACUAAAAAAGUUAGAGGUACUAGAGAGUACCCUAUCUAAAGAAGCAGAUCUCAUAAAAACAAGUCACUCACACUCAGACGACAGCAUAUACACUGAAUCAGAAAAAGAAUCAAUUGCCUCUGAUGUUUCGCCUUAUUUUGGUAAUGACCUCGAACCUCCACUUAGAUCGGAAAGUUUAGAUAGAAGUGCUUCUCCUUCCGGGGAUCUUUCAAGAUAUGUGAAAAAUAAUGCUCGAAAAAGUGUUAGUAUUUAUCAGACUCAGGAAAGUGAGAACAAUAACAAAAUUAAAAAUUUUGAUGCGCAGACCAAGCCAAGAAAAUCCAUAUUAAAGAAUCCAUCUCUUGAAAAUCCCAGCAAUAUUGAAAUUAGUUAUAGCAUGGAAAACAUUAAUAUGGGUGAAGAUACUGAAACGUCUGGUUACCGAUCAAACUCAAGUCGUCAAACAGAAUCAAGUGAAACAGAAUCAGAUUAUGGGUAUACUUCUAUUACAGAAUCAACGACACCAAAGAAAAUUCAACUUAGUUUACAAUCUAAAGAUUCACCAACCUCUGGAGGUUUACCAGAUGAAUGUUGGAUUACUGUCAGUGAAAAGGCUUUUGACUGGAGUGAUGACGAAGAAGACGAAGAAGCGGAUACAGCAUCAAAAUUAUCUUUAACAAAAACUCUUUACGAGACAUAUCAAUAUCUUAACUCAAUAACGUUUAUGAAUGAUUUUGUGGACAAUUUUAUUGUUGGUAUCGGGUCUGGCUUGGGAUUUCCUCAAGACGCAAUAAAAGAUGCUUUAACACAAGGAGCCAGUAUAUACUGUGAUAACAAUAGAAACGGAUCAAAUAUUAGUUAUGAAGUAUUCCCAGCACUUUUAGCAGCUUGGCCAAAUACAGCAAAUCAGUGGAUUAUUCGAGAAAGAAAGAUAAUUCAGAAUCCUCGAACCAACUUCUGUUAUCAAUGGCCAACUAAAUACAUGGUCGGUAAGGCUAUUGGUUUCGGAUGCUUGCUGGUACCAGUGGGUUUUCGCCCUAAGCGAGGCUUAAACCCCAAUCAAAAAUUACAAUGGAAAGUAACAUUUCCAGCAGCAGAACGAUAUUUAGAAAGCUGUUUGGCUCAUUCGCAUAUGAGGUGUUACCUAUUUACGCUUGCCUUACAUAAAGCCUUUAUAGAGAACGAUACGUCUAAAAUUGGUAUCGAUGCAAGUCAUAUAAAAAAUCAUUUAUUUUGGCAAUGUGAAGACAAUUACGCAAAGUGGCCAGAGGACAGACUAGGAGAAACACUCCGUCUAUUCUUGCGAAGUUUUUAUUUACAUUUCGGACGUUCUCGAUUUCCUAACUACUUCAUAGAGACGUGUAAUGAAUUCAAAAGCGUACCGAAACCUUUACUAUUGAAAGCCCAACGGAAAUUAGCUGAUAUUUUGGAGGCACCAGUGAUGCAUACACUAUAUGCAUUAAAUAAAGUAAAAUACAUGAAAAAAGAUUUCUAUCCAACGUUUAACAGUCGCAGACUAUAUGACAUCUUAACGUGCAAAAAUCCAUUGCGCCUGAUAAAUCCCUAUUUACCAGUUCACUCUGUACCAAUGAACCAAGAUUCUUCCGAUAGUGAAGACGAAAAUGUAAAUAGUAUUUGGGAUAAAGCUAAGCUCCAAGACAAACACUAUCAAUGGAAAAAAGAACGACAGCGUCAAAUGAAAGAACGGAGAAAAGCAAAUUUCAACACGAGGAAGCCAAAGGAAAAGGGAAAAGAAACAGAGAUUAAUAAAAAUAUAAUUUUGCCGACAAAAAUGGAGUCGGAACGACGGCGGUUAGUAUUUGAAUUUUUCAUUUCUCACUUCAUUGCGAUGGCUCGAUCAAGUGAAAAAUUCGAGGCUAUCAGGCAAGCGGUGAUUUAUUUAGAGCAAGCUAAACGACUAACGAUUCUCCUGAAGGAGGAACCUGCCAGCGAAGCAUCGGUACACGAAUAUGAUCAUAUUAUACGUGAUAAAUUAGCUGAUUGUCAGCGAAAGCUAGCUAAUCACAUUGGCUACAAAGUUUCCGUUCGAGAGCAUCACCGAUCAGUAAAUACAAACAUGAUGCGGAAACAGCGACCAAAAGUUGAACAUAUAAUUAAUAACCAAGACUCUCCAACGGACAACUCGGCAACACCACCAUUCGCUUUCGUAGAUGUUCAUGUUGAAAAUGUCAAAAUUCGGGAUAAAGUGCCCUUCGUUGAAAUAGAUGACCUUGAGGAAUCUAGACUAUAAAGUUUUAUUGCACUAGGUAUAUAAUAUAACUCACUGUUAUAAUAUAUAAUGUUGUUCAGGUUUUCAAAACUUUGUCAUUUAAAAAAAAUCAUGUGAUAACUAUAAACCUAUAUACUUUAUUUUUAGGAAGAAAUACUAUUUGACUUUCUAUUUCUACUUAUAUUUUAUAAUUUAGGACUUAGGUAAAUGUUUUUGGGUAUUUCGAAGUGUUAA
Messenger RNA from Pieris napi, 3192 nucleotides. RefSeq lists its product as uncharacterized. The coding region runs from base 121 to 2979 and encodes 952 amino acids. The transcript has 4 exons. The record is from RefSeq and is a predicted model, not a curated record. NCBI's taxonomy places the organism in Eukaryota, Metazoa, Arthropoda, Insecta, Lepidoptera, Pieridae.